AUGGCUGCGGAAGCGAGGCGCGGACCCGGUCCCCGAGGGGCCGCCGUCGGGGAAGCGGUGAUGCUAUUGCUGUGCCUGGGGGUCCGGACCGGCCACCCCUACAACGUAGACACUGAGAGCGCCUUGCUUUACCAGGGACCCCCCGGCACGCUGUUCGGCUACUCAGUGGUGCUGCACAGUCACGGGGCGAACCGCUGGCUCGUCGUGGGGGCGCCCACUGCCAACUGGCUUGCCAAUUCGUCUGUGGUCAAACCCGGGGCGAUUUACAGAUGCAAGAUCGGAAAGAAUCCAAACCGGACUUGCGAACAGCUCCAGCUGGGUAGCCCUCAUGGAGAACCUUGUGGAAAGACUUGUUUGGAAGAGAGAGAUAAUCAGUGGUUGGGUGUCACACUUUCCAGACAACCAGGAGAGAAUGGAUCCAUUGUGGCUUGUGGGCAUAGAUGGAAAAAUGUAUUUUACAUCAGGAAUGAAAAUAAGCUCCCUACUGGUAUUUGCUAUGGAAUGCCUUCUAAUUUACGAACAGAACUGAGUAAGAGAAUGGCUCCAUGUUACCAAGAUUAUGUGAAAAAAUUUGGAGAAAAUUUUGCAUCAUGUCAAGCUGGAAUAUCUAGUUUUUAUACAGAGGAUUUAAUUGUGAUGGGAGCCCCAGGAUCAUCUUAUUGGACUGGCUCUCUUUUUAUCUACAAUAUAACUACAAAUAAAUACAAGGCAUUUUUAGACAAAGGCAAUCAAGUAAAAUUUGGAAGUUAUUUAGGAUACUCAGUUGGAGCUGGUCACUUUCGGAGUCAGCAUACUACUGAGGUAGUUGGAGGAGCCCCUCAACAUGAGCAGAUUGGUAAAGCAUAUAUAUUCAGCAUUGAUGCAAAAGAGCUAAAUAUCUUACAUGAAAUGAAAGGUAAAAAGCUUGGCUCAUACUUUGGAGCAUCUGUCUGUGCUGUGGACCUCAACGCAGAUGGCUUCUCAGACCUCCUCGUGGGAGCUCCCAUGCAGAGUGCCAUCAGGGAGGAAGGAAGGGUGUUCGUGUACCUCAACUCUGGUUUGGGAGCAAUAAUGAAUGAAAUGGAAACAGUGCUCAUUGGAAGUGACAAAUAUGCUGCAAGAUUUGGAGAAUCCAUAGUUAAUCUUGGCGACAUUGAUAAUGAUGGCUUUGAAGAUGUUGCUAUUGGGGCUCCCCAAGAAGAUGACUUGCGAGGUGCUAUUUACAUUUACAAUGGCCGAGUAGACGGGAUCUCAGCAAGCUUCUCACAGAGAAUUGAAGGACUUCAAAUCAGUAAAUCAUUAAGUAUGUUUGGACAGUCUAUAUCAGGACAAAUUGAUGCAGAUAAUAAUGGAUACAUGGAUGUGGCAGUUGGUGCUUUUCGGUCUGAUUCUGCUGUGUUGCUAAGGACAAGACCUGUUGUGAUUGUUGAAGCAUCUUUAAGCCACCCUGAGUCAGUAAACAGAACGAGAUUUGACUGUGUUGAAAAUGGAUUGCCCUCUGUGUGCAUGGAUCUAACACUUUGUUUCUCAUAUAAGGGCAAAGAAGUUUCAGGUUACAUUGUUUUGUUUUAUAACAUGAGUUUGGAUGUGAACAGAAAGGCAGAGACUCCAUCCAGAUUUUACUUCUCUGCUAAUGGAACUUCUGACGUGAUCACAGGAAGCAUUCAAGUAUCGAGCAAAAGAGCUAAUUGCAGGACACAUCAAGCAUUUAUGCGGAAAGAUGUCCGGGAUAUCCUCACCCCCAUUCAAAUCCAAGCUGCUUAUCACCUUGGGCAUCAUGUGAUAAGUAAGCGUAGCAUGGAGGAAUUCCCACCACUUCAGCCAAUCCUUCAGCAGAAGAAAGAAAAGGACAUGAUUAAAAAGACGAUAAACUUUGCAAGGUUUUGUGCCCAUGAAAAUUGUUCUGCUGACUUACAGGUUUCGGGAAAAAUUGGAUAUUUGAAGCCAUAUGAAAAUAAAACCUACCUUGCUGUUGGGGGCAUGAAAACGUUAAUGUUGAAUGUGUCGUUGUUUAAUGCUGGAGACGAUGCAUUUGAGACCACUCUGCAUGUCAAGCUACCCACAGGUCUUUAUUUCAUUAAGAUUUUAGAACUGGAAGAAAAGCAAAUAAACUGUGAAGUAACAGAUAAUUCUGGCAUAGUGAAACUUGAUUGCAGUGUUGGUUACAUAUAUGUAGAUCAUCUCUCACGGAUAGAUAUUAGCUUUCUCCUGGAUGUGAGCUCACUCAACAGAGCAGAAGAGGAUCUCAGCAUCACAGUGCAUGCCUCCUGUGAAAAUGAAGACAUGGACAGGCUAGAGGAUAACAAAGUGACUUUAGCAAUACCUGUGAGAUAUGAGGUUAUGCUAACUACUCAUGGGUUUGUGAACCCAAAUUCAUUUGUGUAUGGAUCAAGUGAGGAAAAUGAGCCUGAAGCAUGUAUGACAGACAAAAUGAACUUCACUUUCCACGUUAUCAACACUGGCAUUAGCAUGGCUCCAAAUGCGAGUGUGGAAAUAAUGGUACCAAAUUCUUUUACUCCUCAAACUGAUAAACUGUUCAACAUUUUGGAUGUCCAGACAACUAUUGGACAAUGCCAUUUUAAAAAUUAUGAAAGGCAGUGUGCAUCAGAGCUGCAGAAGGGUACACUGGAGACCUUGAGGGGCAUAUUCAAAUUCUUGUCGAAGACUGAAAAGAGGCUAUUGUACUGCAUGAAAGCUGAUCCACAUUGUUUAAAUUUCUUAUGCCAUUUUGGAAAAAUGGAAAGUGGAAAAGAAGCCAGUGUUCACAUCCAGUUGGAAGGCCGGCCAUCCAUUUUGGAAAUGGAUGCAACGUCAGCACUCAAAUUUGAAAUAAGAGCAACAGCCUUUACAGAACCACAUCCAAGAGUUAUUGAGCUAAACAAGGAUGAAAAUGUUGCACAUGUUCUACUAGAAGGAGUACAUCAUCAAAUACCCAAACGUCAUUUCACAAUAGUGAUUAUUUCAACUAGUUUGCUACUUGGUCUUAUUGUACUUUUAUUGAUUUCAUAUGUUAUGUGGAAGGCUGGCUUCUUUAAAAGACAAUACAAAUCUAUCCUACAAGAAGAAAACAGAAGAGAUAGUUGGAGUUAUGUCAACAGUAAAAGCAAUGAUGGUGAUUAAAAACAGAUUACAAGAAGACAUGAUUUUUUCUCAGAUUCUUCCAUAUACUCCUUUGCUUUGGACCUGAAUUCUGUCUUAAUUGGAGGGAAUAAUUCAAGCAGUGAUCACUGAAAGAGAAUAACUGCAAAGGCAAUACUUAAUAGCUGAAAGGUCAACUUUAGAUAUAAUGAGUAGAAAAACACUACAGCCUUUGAAUUAUUAAAAAAAAAACUAAACCCUUGCAGAUAUAUUAAGUACAUCUGAAUUAAAUCAUCUUGAACUUCAUAUGUGCUCACUUUGGCCAAGGAAAUCCACUGAAUGGGCAUUGGUUCAUUUCAAAUACAUCUUUGAGACUUAUAUGAAGCAUAUUUUUAAAAAUAAUUUAUAAUUUUAAAGCAGUGUCCCUGAAUCUUUUAAUGAAUAAAAGAGGAAGACCAUUACUUCAAAGCAUGUUUUAUUUUUAAAGAUCUGCAUUUGUAACACAUUUUGUAUGGCAACUGUUUUACUCCGAAAUGACACACUGGUUUCAGCUUAAUGGACUGACUUGUGGAGAAUUAUACAGCUACGGAUUUUUCCCCCCUGUAUAUAUACAUUUUUUAAAGAAUGUAAACUUUGCUAUAGGUAUAAAUCCACUAGCCUCCUAUAAUACACUUGUCAAGAGUACCCAGGAGUAAAUUUUUUUUAAAUCUUCAAACUUUUUUGUUUAUAAAACUAUUCAAGUAUUCUAAUUUAUAUUCUGAAACAGAUUGUAAAUGUUGCACUUUAGCUGCUAUACACUGAUAUAAGAAAUAUGAAAACUGUGCCUCCAUAGUGAUUUAUAAAAGCUGUUCCAGGAAUGAUUAGGGGGCUAACAUUUCAUCUGUUUGGUACUGUAUUAAAUAGUCACUGUCCCAAAUUAAGCAAACAUUUGCCUGGUUGUAAUAUUUCAUUACUCUUUUUGAAUAUGUUCUUAUCAGGUCUAUAACAGCAUUCACUUCUCCAGGGAAAUGGAAAAACAAAAUUCAUAGUUCACUGAAUAUUUCCAUACAGUGAACAUUAAUAAUGUUUUUUCAGAUCUAUUUUAAAAUGAAAUAGCUUUCUGAAUUUUAAAUAUUUAUUUUGAUGCCUGUGAUCUAGAUGCUGGUGACUUUGGAAUAUAAUUUCAUCUGGAUCUCUUUAUGUGUAUAAGAAACCUGUGGCCAACUUUUGAACAUCUGUUCUAGGAAGCAAUCAAGUAGAUAAAUAAGAAACCAGUCUUUACUGUGGGGAAUACUGCUUUGCAUAAGGGCUCUGCUGCCAGCUGUCCCAUUCCUCAGAUUUUCUGAUUCAUGGAAGUUGCUUAUUCACAAGCCUGAGACUGGUGGCUGGAGAAUGAGAAAUGUACUGUGAUUUGCCAAGGCAUUUAUUUGAGCAAAGUUGAACACAAAGCCUCCUUAACUGUGUACAAGCAAAACUAAAAUGUAUAUAUUUUAAGAGCGCUUUUUGUCAAAAAGACAUUUUUAUGCUUUUAUCAUCAUUAUAAAAAGCCAAGUAAUAUUCUACCCAGCUAUCCCACUCCUCAGUCUAUACCCAAAGGACUUAAAAUUAGCAUACCAUAGUGACACAGCCACAUCAAUGUUUGUAGCAGCUCAACUACGAACCAACCUAGACGUCCUUCAACAGACGAAUGUAUAAAGAAACUGUGGUACAUAUACAUAAUGGAAUAUUAUUCAGCAUUAAAAGAGAAUAAAAUCAUGGCAUUUGAAGGUAAAUGGAUGGAGUUGGAGAAUACCAAGCUCAGUGAAGUAAACCAAUCCCAAAACACCAAAGGCCAAAUGUUCUUUCUGAUAAGUGGAUGCUGAUUCUUAAUGGGCAGAAGGGGUGUGGAAGAAUGGAGGAACUUUGGGCAAAGGGGAGGGAGGGCAGGAGGCAUGGGGGCAGGAAUGAUGGUGGAAUGAGAUGAACAUUAUCCUAGGCACAUGUAUGACUGCACAUAUGGUGCAAUUCUACAUCAUGUACAACCAGAGAAAUGAAAAGUUGUGCUCCAUUUGUGUACAAUGAAAUGAAAUGCAUUCUGCUAUCACAUAUAAUUAAUUAAACUAAUUUUUAAAAAGCCAAAUAACUUUUAGAAAUAUAUCUAGGAUCACUCCCUCAUGAAAAAAGUCAAGCACCAAUUUAGAACUGUCUUCUCAAGAAUGGUCUCUAAAGAAAUUACGUUGGAAAUCAAGAGCUAUGAUUUCUGGACCUAUGCAUCUCAGGUACAAGAGUAACACAGCUACCAAUUAGGCUUUUACAUAAUUCUAAAUAAAAUGUUAUCAACUUUAAGUUUACCUAUAUGAUGAAUUUAUAAACCUCACCACUGAACAACAUUUUCUCAAAGAUGGGAUUAUUCUAUUUUGGCAGACAGGCUAAGCAUUAGAAAGAUUUUCAAAAAACAUGGUUCUGUUUCUGGUUACACAACUAAAUGUGUCAUUUUGGAAUUUAACUUCUCUAAAUUUGUUGUCUAAUUCAUAAAAUCAGGGAAGUACAUGAUGGAUUCAAAUCUUGUAAAAUAAAAGAGUCCAAAUGAAUUAUCUUGAUUAAAUAUUGAUAUCAUAAAGGUUAAACAUAUGAAAUGUUUCAGUUCCAAUAAACACCUAUACAAACCAGAAUUUAAAUUGUUUUUGAUAUUUCAUAUUUUCAUCUUGAUUUUCAAAAACCUCCUAGAAGCUUUUUAGUAUCAAAAAUAGCAAUUUUACUUUUAAAACAUUUUCUUAAGAUAUCUGUUUAAAGAAUGAGCAAAUUUCUUCAUAUUAAAAUUCUAAUUUGCACAUUUCUUUUAUAAACAAUUACAUGUUACUUGGAAAUCAUUCACUUCUUCCAGGCUUCCUCCAUAAAGACUGAUAAGUCUUGGAUGUAAUCUGUAAAGAAUAUACAUAACUUAUUAUUUAAUCAACCUUUGAUUUCAAACACAUACAUAAUGAUUAUGGUACAUAGUAAUACCACCUAAAAAUUACUAAUGGCAAAGAUGCAAACUUAGAGUGCCUCAAAAAACACUGGUAACUAUUUCAAAGCCACCUAGACUAAUGCUCCAUAUUGCCUCUGUGGAACAGUCUGUUGUCCCUCUAGCAACAAUACAUCUAGUAGGUGCUCCUACACGUUUGCCCAUUAAAACGUAACACUUAACCAAGAAUUAGCUUGUAUAUUCCUAAAUCUAUUUGUAUCAAUUGCUCUCCUCAUGUACCAAUAUGUAAAAGUGUUCUGUAAAAUACGUUGAAUAUUUUGUAAAGACUUGAUAAAAGCAAACUCCUGAACAAGGUGCAAUGGUAUUAGAAAUGGCUGAAACUAAAGACUGUAUACACCAUUCAGAUGACUUCACAAAGCCUUGAGAUUUUGAACCAUUUUUUAAAAAUCUAUAAAAGUUAUAGACACAUUCACUGUAGAGUUUAUGCAGAAUAAUUUGGAAUGCCAACAUAGAACCCCAACCAAAAAAUUGCCAUUGCACUAUACUAUGUAAGAGUUGCUGAAUAAAUAUGAAGUUAUACUUUUCUAUUGAAA
Molecule: messenger RNA, 6573 nt
Organism: Marmota monax (woodchuck)
Lineage: Eukaryota; Metazoa; Chordata; Mammalia; Rodentia; Sciuridae
Gene: Itga4
Product: integrin subunit alpha 4
Exons: 28
Coding region: 1-3099 (1032 amino acids)
Biological process (GO): cell-matrix adhesion; cell-cell adhesion; cell adhesion mediated by integrin
Cellular component (GO): integrin complex; external side of plasma membrane
Molecular function (GO): integrin binding
Source: RefSeq, a predicted model, not a curated record